Molecule: messenger RNA, 2584 nt
Organism: Sinocyclocheilus grahami
Lineage: Eukaryota; Metazoa; Chordata; Actinopteri; Cypriniformes; Cyprinidae
Product: prostaglandin E2 receptor EP4 subtype-like
Exons: 2
Biological process (GO): cellular response to prostaglandin E stimulus; inflammatory response; adenylate cyclase-activating G protein-coupled receptor signaling pathway
Cellular component (GO): plasma membrane
Molecular function (GO): prostaglandin E receptor activity
Source: RefSeq, a predicted model, not a curated record
UGGGUGAUCUAUGUGUCCAAUGCGCUCUUCUGCGCUCUUCCCAGCAUGGGACUGGGAUCCGUGGUGCAACAGCAUCCAGGAACCUGGUGUUUCAUUGACUGGCAUAGCAACGACAGCACGAACGCCACUUUCUCCUACAUGUACGCCGGCUUCAGCUCCGUCCUCAUCCUCGCCACAGUCCUCUGUAACGUGCUGGUGUGCGCGGCUCUCAUUAUGAUGCACAAGCGCUUCGUCCGCAGGACCUCGCUGGGGACGGACCAGGCGCGAGUCGCGGAGAUCAGGCGCAGGCGGAGUUUCGUGCGUCUGGCUGGCGCGGAGAUCCAGAUGGUCAUUGUUCUCAUAGCCACGUCCAUUGUCGUGCUCAUCUGCUCCAUCCCUUUAGUGAUGCAGGUGUUUGUGAACCAGCUGUAUAAUUCUCCAGUAGAGACGACAACAGAGCUGAACCCAGACCUUAUGGCCAUCCGAAUUGCCUCUGUCAACCCCAUUCUGGACCCCUGGAUCUACAUCCUGCUGAGAAAGACAGUCGUACAGAAGAUUCUAGAAAAGAUCAAGUGCCUCUUCUGCCGUAUCGGUGGGAGGAGACACGGGAGGAGCUCUACAGAGUUCCACUGUGGUAAUGGCAUCCACAACUCAUCGGUCAUGUCUCGUGAUUUGCCGUCGCUGGUGCUGCCCGAGUUGCCAGAGGUGAUCAGCACGUCGCAGAUGUACCUGUUUCCCCUGGAGGCGGGACAGGAAAUGGGCUGCUGCAGUGACUCUAUGCAGAGCAGGACGUGUUCAACUUCAACCGAGCAAACCCUUCUGCGGGACUCUCAGGUGGUAGAGCUCAGCAGUGGAGAAAACAGAACAGAAACAGACACAGACUUUGUGAAAUCACAUUCAUGCACGCGCUCCAACACAAAUGAAUCGCAGUGUUCCAAGCACCAGCCGCUGCAAGUGACCUUUACAGACGAGACUUUGAGCUUUCAAGAAAGAAGCAUAUGAUACAUGCUGAAAAACUCGCUUAAUUCAACACGGCAGGAGGUGAAAUACAUUUCAAGAGCUUGAUGUGAAUGUUGCGAAUGGAAUCAGAACUUCUCAGAGCGAAAAUUGAAAGAAAGAAUUCCUAAAAACUCAUGAGACUGAAGAGAAAAGUUUUAAGAGAAAGACCAAUCAAAGGACUAAACUUGGUGCAAGAAAGUGAAAAAAGUGCUUACUAAAGUAGGAAAAAGAAUGUUGCGAUAAAUCUAGGUCAAAGCAUGCAAAAAAAAUGCAUGAUGGGGUUCUGGAAAGGGUGAAAGGGCAGAGGAGGAUGGAGAGGCAAACUGGCCUCAUUUUCUGGUAGUAACUCAUAAUGCAUUACUAAAGAAUGUGUUUUGUUAAGCAACAGGUUAUGCUGACUGCAUAUUCUAAACAGCGAGGCACAUUACAGCUCUUAAAAAUGUGUCUUUAAUUUAUUUUAGGUUCUUGUGAAUUUCUGCAAAAAAGGCCUUCAUAUUAGACAAAUAAUUCCACUGGGCCCUAAUUGACCCGGGCAGAGGUUGUUUUUUUUUCCUCUUCUGAAAUUCCGAAUAUUGAUUAGAUUCGAUGGACGACCUUGUGGAUUGUACAUGUGAGCAAGUAUCUACUGCCCUGCUUCAAGUUCCCUUUUUUGCAGACAUUCUGGCGAGAUCGCCAUUAGGUCACAAGCUCAAGUAAGUGCCUUGUUAGCUUUUCUUAUGCUGGAACUCGUGGUUUAAAAUGUCCUUUUCUUUAUGUUAAGGUGACCAGAACACUUUUCAUUUCCAUUGGUGAACUGUCCACUAUUUCAAACUUAUGUAAGAUGUAGCUAAGUGUACAUUCUUUGGAAUUUCCAUAAUAUGUACGAUAUUCUGUGAAUUAGCCAAGCAAUUUCAUAUCCAUGUUUACUAACAGUAACACCAUCACAAAAUACAUUGGUACUGAAAACACAUCGUACAAUGUAAGAUCACAUCGUUAAUAGUGUUUCUAUUUGUUUCUUUUAAAGUAUAUGUAGAUGAUAGAAUGUAUAGUGAGGAGGUGAAAUUGUAAAAGCUAUUAAGAUGUUGAAUGUCUUUUAAAGUAAUAUGUUUUGCACUUUUAAAUCCUUGUAACCAACCACUGAAGAAAAUGUAAAUGGUCACUAUAAGGUGUUGAUCAGUCAGUGGUUGUCAAGGAAGAACUGUUGAGUUCAUCUGUACAUACUUGUGAUGUUAAAAUGUGAACAGUCUUGUUAUGAUUUAAUUUAUUGUAGUGUUUUUUUAGACAUCUGUGGACUGUAGUUAUCUCUUCUCUGUGAGAAGGUCGAGUUUGACAUAGUUCUAACUCAUGUUGAAGCAGUUAUAUGGUUUUUGUUUCAUUUCACAUUUCGUAUGUGUAUCAAAACAGUACAAGGCAUGAAUUUAAGCUACUUCGCACCAUCAUUUGCUGCAUGUAUAUAAAUUAUUCAACAUUACUGUGUAUAUUUUCACCGUUUCAUUUUCACAUUUUCAAACACAAAGACAAUCUUGUCUUGCUCUUACCCUCGAUGUGACCCUUCAGAAUGUGCAAUGGCCAGCUAUUUCAUGAUGAAAUAAACUCUUGAAUUAAAAACAAAUAGAAAAACUGAAAA